Molecule: messenger RNA, 639 nt
Organism: Selaginella moellendorffii
Lineage: Eukaryota; Viridiplantae; Streptophyta; Lycopodiopsida; Selaginellales; Selaginellaceae
Exons: 7
Coding region: 64-639 (191 amino acids)
Source: RefSeq, a predicted model, not a curated record
CAAAGAGAGCUCUGGUUCGCUUGUGUAGGAAACUGGCUAUCACAAGCUGAAAUUUUUGCGAAGAUGGUAUCUUUCUUCGUAACCAACAGAUUCACGAUGUGGUUUUGUGCUGGAGUGUGCAAAGGCCAGCUUCGUCUGCUACGCAAGGAGGGCAACUUAUACAACUACAUUGUCCGCUGUCUAAAUUCAACAGCUGCGUAUUCACAUCUCCGGGACAGCAACUACUUUUACCGCUGCUGCCUGACUGGGAAGUUUUCAUCCAACUGCUGUUCUCGUUUCCUGGAAAAGGAAAACUUCCACAAACUCAAGACAAGGCUUGCUGCGGAGGAGUGCCUGUUGAUCCGGACAGCCACAUUUGUGGAGGAGCUUUCGAAGCGAAUGUACACCAAGGUGAUUUUGAUGGACCACGUCGACUGGCUAGAACAAAGCGACGUCGAUGUCCUUUGCAAAGCGCUGCAAGCACAUGUAAUUCCUGGAGGCCGCGUGAUCUGGCGCAGUGCGUCGCGAUCUCCAAGCUACGCCAAUUGCAUCGAGAAAUCUGGAUUCAAACAUCCCAUCAUGGAUAGUCAAUUUAUAUGGUUUGGGCCAAAUAUAUUCUUUGGGCUGAUUAACAAUGGUUAUGUUCCAAUUAAUCGAUAG